Messenger RNA from Pecten maximus, 2238 nucleotides. RefSeq lists its product as uncharacterized. Lineage: Eukaryota; Metazoa; Mollusca; Bivalvia; Pectinida; Pectinidae. The record is from RefSeq and is a predicted model, not a curated record.
AUGACUGGACAGGGUUUGCCUUGCUGGGGUUUGUGUCCGGUCAACAGGGUCAACAGUUUCCAGCUGGGCAACAGUUUCCGACGGGUCAACAAUUUCCAUCUGGACAAUUUCAGCCUGGACAGACGCAACCGGGACAGCAACUUCAGCCCGGACAAGUUCAACCUGGACAAUUUCAACCCGGGCAAGUUCAACCGGGUCAGCAAUUUCAACCCGGGCAAGUUCAAUCGGGUCAGCAAUUUCAGCCCGGACAAACUCAACCGGGUCAACAGUUCCAACCCGGACAAGCUCAAUCUGGUCAACAAUUUCAGCCCGGACAAACUCAACCGGGUCAACAAUUUCAGCCCGGACAAGCUCAACCUGGUCAACAAUUAUUGCCUGGACAAGCUCAACCGGGUCAACAAUUCCAGCCCGGACAAAUUCGACCUGGGACAACAGGCGCAACCUGGUCAACAGACUGGACAGACUCAACCUGGUCAACAACUACCGGGGCAAAGGCAACCGGGUCAACCAAUCCAGCCCGGACAGGUUCAACCUGGCCAAGUAACAGAUCCGAACGGUCAAACGGCAACCAAUGCCCCGAAUACUGCCCCACAACCAGGGCAGUGUAUACAACAGGUCCAACAGAUCAGUGUGAAUUGCUUUAUGAAACAAGGGGUUCCGAUACAGCUUGCGGACGCCAUUAUUACCAACGGAACCAUGGUCCAGUUACCCCCUAAUGCCAAUGUUGCGGAGCUUCGAAACGCUCUUUGCGCGAUCAGAACAGAUCUUAUCCAAUGUAUCAUUCCGCCAACUUUAACCAUGAGAGGAGAAGGAGCGUGUAUCGACAAGAAAGAGUUCAACUUCGUGGAGGGACAAAUAGUGAACCGCAUCAACGCUCUACAGUCUGUUUGCGGAGCAGGAAAUCUUUCGCCGGCCAGUGAAUGUAUCAAAACCUUGAAACCUGACAUGCAGGAAUGUCACAACAAAGUGGGCUUCGAAAAAUCUAUGUUCAUUAGUAAUUCCUCCGCUGUCAAAGGAGCUCUCAUUGGACGGGACAAACCAUCUGCCGUGAAAUUCUGCGCUUCUCGCCUUGAGCUAUACCAAUGUAUGAGGGGUGUGAUUGAUGCCUGCCAGGGGGCCCGGGAAUACAUGUUACUGACGGGGUAUGACCACGAUUCUAUGGAGAAGAGUAUUGAAGUACUUUGUCAAGACAUUGAUGUGUACGUAAGCGGGUUAUCGUGUUUCCAAGAACCACCGCCCUCCGUCAUCGGCUGCUUCGAUAAUAUGAUGGCCAAGAUGAUUGAGUUGACGGCAAGAGAGAUCGAAAAUGUUGUCGACAAAGAAAAAUAUUUUAAAGAAUACUGCAGAGUAAGAGUUGAACAUCUCCAGUGUGACAUGAAGGGUUGGAAGGACAAGUGCCCUGCGGACAGCGUCGGGCUCAAGAAUGAGCACGAAUGUACACUACUUCCGGCUCGUUGUCAGAAGGACGCUUCGCUCAAUCAACAGUUAGGAAACGUAUGCAAGGCCUCUAAUUUUGAGCGGAAGUUACGUCAGUUGCAAACCAAUAAACAGGAAAAUGCGGCUGGAACGGUGUACAGCUCGGUUGUUGGAACAGCCAUCGGCCUAUUUUUCGCUGUGAUACUUAGUGCUUUAUAACGUGUAAUUAUGUAUAUUUCCUAAAUUAUUAGCUUUACAACAAAAAUAUCCAGUGGUUUGUAUAAUAUGAUGGAUUUUUAUAUGUAGAUUUAACUGCUUACUUAUAUUCUUUGUACAUAAUUGAAAGAAACACGAAGUUUUCUAUCAGAAACUUUGAUCUUGAGUUGUGUAGUCCCGUAGAUAUGGCUAUAAAACGUUUUACAUUGGAUAUUGUAUCUGAUGUGUGGGUCAUUUAUAGCGAUAUAAUAUAUAUUACAGAUCUUUUAUUUGUAAUACGUUAUGUACAUAUCCACCGAAUAGAAACGUCAGUUAUAAAACGGUGAAGCGUCUUGAUUGUUUUAUUCUCCAUUUUUCUUUAUUCAUUGUAUUCGUGUUGUCAAAUUCGGCCUUUAUUGAUAUAAAGGUGAUGUACAGGUGUAUGAUACUGUGGGUAUACAAUGGAGUAUUACUUUGCUCUAACGUUAGAUUGUUUUCUUGAGGUCCACUGGAAAAUGUGUUAUAUUGUUUCACUGAUGCAGGCCAUGUUUGUAAAAUUUAUACACUUUGUAAUUAGAAAUUAAAUGCCAAAUAAAUUCACAAAUAACAUGUAGUUCUUGGGAAAAA